Coffea arabica (coffee) is the source of this 501-nucleotide messenger RNA. NCBI's taxonomy places the organism in Eukaryota, Viridiplantae, Streptophyta, Magnoliopsida, Gentianales, Rubiaceae. The record is from RefSeq and is a predicted model, not a curated record.
AUGCCGUGCUCAGGAUUGGACAUAGAUGAGAGAGAAUCUCUGAUACCACCUCCAAACCUGCAGAAGGUCACAAUCCGUAAAUAUCCAGGAUACCUAUUCCCAAACUGGAUGGAAACAGCCCUCAACAAUUUGAGAGUUCUUCAUAUCGUUGACGUCUUAUCUUUACCAGCACUGGGGAAAUUACCGGCGGCCCUCGAAGAGUUUAAGUUUGUGGAAUUGCAGAGUUUAGCAUACAUCGGUCGCGAGUUCCUUGGACUACCAGAGGACAUUGAUUCUCUUGGUGAAUCUAACGUAGUCGCAUUUCCCAGGUUGAAGAUAUUAGUGUUCAGUCAUUUACCAAAUUGGCAAACCUGGCAAGACAUUGAACCAGGCGAAGAAGAUGCUGUCUUGGUGUUGCCAGGUCUUCAGCACCUAGCCUUGUUUGGUUGCGAAGAAUUCUGUUUUCUGCCACAUCGCAUGCUUCGCAUGUCAUCAUCACUCCAGUCUGUAACAAUUCGAUGA